This is a messenger RNA of Miscanthus lutarioriparius, 426 nucleotides long. The record is from the annotation of a GenBank genome assembly. NCBI's taxonomy places the organism in Eukaryota, Viridiplantae, Streptophyta, Magnoliopsida, Poales, Poaceae.
AUGCGGCGAGCCUUGAGAGAGAAUAAUGGGGUCACUGCUGUCUCCAUGGCUGCCAUCUCCUCCACACUAGUGCUCGUCGUUGGCCGUGCGGUGACGGCGAUGGUGACGCUGAGCCUCGAAACCAAGCUGAUGGCCCUAUCGUUGGUAUGGGUUGGCCUCUACCGGCUUCAGCGUGUCCUGGUGGGAAAGCGGCGUAGCUCGGGGCACUGGCUCGUGCAGUACGGUGCAAUGGUGGCCUACUAUCUCCCAGCUCCUCUCGCGUUUUACGCUGCCAAUGCUGUCUGCUCCACCUCCCACACCAAAGCAGUUGCUGACUACAUGAAGCGGCGGAAGUCCAGCAAGUCGUCGUCAACAACCUCACCCUUCUUUGAUGAUGAUGAUGAUGGUGGUGAUGAUGAUGAUGCUAACAGUAACAGCAGCCUGUAG